Ectocarpus sp. CCAP 1310/34 is the source of this 2309-nucleotide messenger RNA. NCBI's taxonomy places the organism in Eukaryota, Phaeophyceae, Ectocarpales, Ectocarpaceae. The record is from the annotation of a GenBank genome assembly.
UGCUGCCGCCUUCCAGUCUUUGUGGCCUUUCUCACACACCUUUUUCUCGCGUGGGCUUGAUUGUGUGACCAUGCGGGUGCUGCUGCCUGACGGCGAGGAAAAAGGGAAUGACCCCUCUUUCGCUCCUGUUGCGACAGCAACACCCGGAAAUGACGACGACGCGGCGGGUUUAGGACCUUCGCCUCAACACCUCCCAGUCUCUCCUCACGCGGACCAACCCCCCCAACCGCACCCAAGAGCUCCAUCGAGAGAGGCGGCAGCAGAUGUCCUUCGUCCCAGAACGAACGGUAAGCAACGCCCCACUAACGUGGCAGAACCGUCGAAGGAUAAUAUCGCCUUGGAGGCGAAUGUGGAUGAUGGGCGUGACGUGUCGACAGCAAAUGCCGCUCAAGGAUUCCGGCCGGCGGCAAGGACCUCUGCCCGUGAUGCCGCGGAUCGCUUCUCGUCAUCAGGAGCCGGCGGCGCUGGGGGCGCGAGUGGGUCGAGGAUAGAGCCCAGAGGUGGACUCUCGCAGGAGGCCGCCGCUGUUGCUACCGAAAACGACAUGGAGGAAGCGUUCGAGGCUGAGCUUAAGGCAAAGGGUUGGCAAUUGCGAAGACAGGAAGGCGACGGAAACUGUCUAUUCCGAGCAAUCAGUCAGCAGAUUUAUGGAGACCCAGGCAUGCAUGGCGAUAUCCGCCGCCAAUGCCUAGACUUCAUGCGCAAGGAGCGAGACCACUACUCCCAGUUUGUGUCCGAGGCAUUUGACAGCUACGUCAGCCGCAAGGAAAAAGACGGCGUGCACGGGAAUAACCCCGAGAUGCAGGCUGCUAGCGAGCUGUUCAAUCGCCCUAUUGAGGUCUACGUGCCGGAGAAAGGAACUGCUCCGAUCAAUAUCUUCCACGGAGGAUACCGUUCGGGCAAUGCUCCCAUCCGAGUUAGCUACCACGGAGGAAACCAUUACAAUGCAAUCGUGGACCCUGAGGAAGCCAGCGUUGGACAGGGCCUGGGGAUUCCUGGCCUGUCGAAAGAGGCUGCAGAAAAGGAGUCUCUCAAGCGCGCGUUGGCAGAAUCCUGCUCGUCCGCUCAUCACGUUUUUUCUGGCGAAUCGCCGACGUUCUUCAAAGGAGGGCGGGGAACGCAUGGUUCAUUUGGGGAGGGCUUCGGGGAGUCUGAUCUGAGAGCUACCGAAGAAGAGUUGGAGCAGGCGGCCAUAACUGCUUCUCUCGCCGACUUUCGCGGCACAACCGGUGGCGGCGGGAGCAGCAACAACGGCAAGAGCGACGGUGCCGCCUUUUCCGUCCCUCGGCGGGGAGGCAGGGGUAGCGGUGGGAGAUUUAUUGGACGCGGAGCAGCCAGCAGGGUUUCUGGAGGUCGCGAAGAACGGGGGGGGGGGGGUGCCGCUGCAUGGGCGAGUGGUGCUGGGUCGUCGGCGGGUAGGGUGGAGCGUGGGGGGUGGACGAGCAGUGGCGGAGGAGCAGCAGAAGAAGAAGGCAGCGGAAAGUCUCGAAAGCGCCGAAGGCCUGGAAGCCCGCCUGGCGAAGGUUCGCGAAAAGCAUCACCGAACUCAGCUGAUGGCUCUACAAGCAGCGCCGUGAGAGAGAUGGUAUGGUCCUACGGCUUCCCACUGGCACGAGUCGUUGCAGCCCAUGACCUCGUGGGCGAGAGCGUGGAAGAUAUGCUUGUUUUGCUCACAUCGGAUGGUUUUCAGCCGCCAGAAAAUGGCGACCGGCGAUAGAUGACUGCCCGUUUCGCCCACUCAUACCUCGCGCGGAGUAAGUCGAAUCUUCAGGAAUGCACACCGUGAGACGCACACCAGUAGAACAUUCGAGUGGUGGACAUUUUGUUGAUAAUUGCGGGACGAAAUAUUCUGCUUUCCAUAGGUUUAGAGCUGCUGUUGUUGAUGUUUCUGUGGUUCUCGUGUGAUGGGGUGACAGUUGUGAUGGAACAUAUUGAUUGGUUGGAACGGGGCGAGACACUGUUUUCGGGAAAGGUUUGCCCUAGCGUGAGUGACGGGUUAAAGGUCUGUCGAGUGUCCGCCCACCUUGCGAUCGUGCUUUGUAGCAUUAUAGCAUCAUCCAAUAUAGCUAAGGCUAUGUGUUCCCUGUUUUCCAUGAUUGUAUAUACGCCAUGGGACUACAAGAGUUCUUGCUUGCUUGGUCCGACUUCGUUAGAGUGCUGGUCGGGUUCAUGGCGAAACACACGCCGGGUUUUUGAACCCAACUAAUUGUGCUUUCCGCGGAGCAACUGUUACGGUUGCCUCCUCUGGUGUUCCGUCAUCGAAAAGACUACACUAAACAAAGGCACCAUAGACCCCACGUGGAUUCACC